AAGAGGAAAAAAUCCUCUGGCAAAAUCGCCAUGUCUGCGAAGGAUUGCGGGAACCAUGGGAUGAAGAGGAAGAAGCUCAUAAAGAGAAUUUGCUCGGCCAUCCUGCUGUUCGUGAUAUUGGUUCUGUUCGCAAUACUCCUGGUAUGGUUGAUCCUAAGGCCGACGAAGCCUCAGUUCACGCUACAGGACGUGACGGUGUACCAAUUCAACGUUACCUCACCAAAUUACCUGACAUCGAGCAUACAGGUGACGGUACAGUCGCGCAACCCAAACGAUAGGAUCGGGAUCUACUACGACAAAAUGGAUAUCUACGCUACCUACCGUGAUCAACAGAUCACCCUUCCUACGCUCUUGCUCCAAACCUACGAGGGUCACAAGGAUAUCAACGUAUGGUCUCCCUUCAUCUACGGUAACUCCGUACCCAUCGCUCCUUACCUCGCCGCCUCACUGAAUCAGGAUGAGUCGUCCGGUUACAUACUCAUCCAUGUCAAGAUCUAUGGGAAGCUCCGAUGGAAGGUCGGAACCUGGGUUUCCGAUCACUAUCGUAUCAACGUCAAUUGUCCUGCUUUUAUCAGAUUUGGAAAUCAGGCCUCCGGUAUCACAGUCAGCGCCGGUAUCAAAUACCAACUCUCCCAACCUUGCAGCACCGACAUUUGAUCCUUCCUUCCUUCCUUCGUUCCAUCUAAUCAAACUAGCCUUAGGUAUUUGGUA
Molecule: messenger RNA, 711 nt
Organism: Telopea speciosissima
Lineage: Eukaryota; Viridiplantae; Streptophyta; Magnoliopsida; Proteales; Proteaceae
Product: NDR1/HIN1-like protein 1
Exons: 1
Coding region: 31-657 (208 amino acids)
Biological process (GO): defense response to other organism
Source: RefSeq, a predicted model, not a curated record